Messenger RNA from Dissoconium aciculare CBS 342.82, 1710 nucleotides. RefSeq names its product DEAD-domain-containing protein. The record is from RefSeq and is a predicted model, not a curated record. Gene Ontology annotation, cellular component: nucleolus. Gene Ontology annotation, molecular function: RNA binding; ATP binding; RNA helicase activity. Lineage: Eukaryota; Fungi; Ascomycota; Dothideomycetes; Mycosphaerellales; Dissoconiaceae. Gene Ontology annotation, biological process: rRNA processing. The coding region runs from base 1 to 1710 and encodes 569 amino acids. The transcript has a single exon.
AUGGCUAAAAGAAAUCGAGAGGAAGCAGCUGAUGCUGUGGAUCUCGGUGAUGUCACUCCGAAGAAAUUGAAGAAGGACAAAAAAGAGAAAAAGUCCAAAGCCGCCGAUGAAAAUGGCACCGGACUUUCAAAAGAGGAGCGAAAAGCUCUCCGACGUGCAAAGAAACUCGAGGCACAGACCGAGACUGCAGACGAUGCUCCUGCCCCCGAAGAUUCGAACACAGCAGAUGUCGACGAGCUCGCCGCCAAAGCUGAGAGAAAAGCUCGCAGAAAAGCCGAAAAGGCUGCAAAGCGAGCCGCCGAAGCUGCGCAGAACGGCGAUGACACAUCUAAAGCGACCAAUGAUCAAUCGUCGACAUCAUCGACAAGUACAGCGACGGUUGUAAGCACCAAAGAGGCGGAGGAUUUCUACAAGGAAAAGCAAAUCGUGGUGGAAGACCCUGCGAAAGACGACCUUCGUCCGAUCUUGUCGUUCGACAACCUUUCUCUCGACAAGGCAACAAAGACAGCAUACUUUUCAGGCUUCGCAGCGCCCACUCCGAUCCAGGCUGCGACUUGGCCGUACCUCAUGAAAGGCCGCGACCUGAUCGGUGUCGCGGAAACCGGUUCGGGCAAAACUUAUGCUUUUGGACUACCCUGUAUCGAUCGCUUGGACCCGAAAAGCAAGCACAUCCAGGUAUGCAUUGUGAGUCCCACGAGAGAACUGGCGCUCCAAAUUCAAGAGCAGAUGGUCAAACUUGGGACACCUCGGGGAUACAAGGCAACUUGUGUCUAUGGAGGUGUCAACAAGGACGAACAAAGAGGUCAGCUCAGGGGUACCGCGAUUCUCGUUGCGACGCCUGGAAGAUUGAAUGACUUCCUCGGCGACGGCUCAAUCGAUUUGUCCCACGCGAAGUACCUGGUGCUCGACGAGGCAGAUCGCAUGCUCGACAAGGGUUUCGAGCAGGAUGUCCGCAAAAUCAUCACAUCCGCCGCUGCCGGACCAGACCGACAAACCGUCAUGUUCACCGCAACAUGGCCACCUUCGGUCCGCGAACUAGCCUCGGAAUUCCUCCGACAGCCCGUGCGAAUCACCAUCGGCGACAACCAAUCCGGUGAACUCCGCGCCAAUAUCCGCAUCAAGCAAGAAGUCGAAGUCGUGGACGAAUUCGCCAAGCAAGGCCGUCUCCUCGAACUCCUCAAGCAAUACCAAUCCGGCAAGAACAAAACCGACCGCAUCCUCGUCUUCUGCCUCUACAAAAAAGAAGCCACCCGCAUCGAGGAAUUCAUCCGCCGGAACCGCUUCCCCGUCUCGGGGAUCCACGGCGAUCUCAGCCAACAGAAACGCAUGGAGAGUCUCGAGGCGUUCAAAACCGGCCAGGUCCCGCUGCUCGUCGCGACGGACGUCGCCGCGCGGGGCCUCGACAUUCCUGCCGUGAAACUCGUCAUCAACGUAACUUUCCCCUUGACGGUGGAGGACUACGUUCACCGCAUUGGCCGAACUGGUCGUGCAGGUCAGUCCGGUCAUGCUAUCACGCUUUUCACGCAGAAUGAGAAGGGACUCGCGGGUGCGUUGAUGAAUGUCCUCAAGGGAGCGGGACAGCCGAUUCCCGACGAACUGAUGAAGUUUGGCUCGACGGUGAAGAAGAAGGGCCAUGAUGCGUAUGGCGCGUUCUACAAGGAUGUCGAUCCGUCGACGAUGAAGAAGGCGACGAAGAUCACAUUUGAUUAA